This is a messenger RNA of Camponotus floridanus (Florida carpenter ant), 1350 nucleotides long. Its product is annotated as serine protease persephone. Gene Ontology annotation, biological process: proteolysis. NCBI's taxonomy places the organism in Eukaryota, Metazoa, Arthropoda, Insecta, Hymenoptera, Formicidae. The transcript has 6 exons. The record is from RefSeq and is a predicted model, not a curated record. The coding region runs from base 107 to 1333 and encodes 408 amino acids. Gene Ontology annotation, molecular function: serine-type endopeptidase activity.
AUCAGCGAAUACGAGUAGACUGACGAGUUAGAUGAGAUAUAUCUUGCGUCGCGACCGGUACGCGAGACCAGACGAGGAGACCGCGUGAUCAAGGUUGUAAUCAAGAAUGUCACAGAGCAUGCUGAUCGCUUCGCCAUUAUUAUUGUUGGUGUUAGUGUCGAUCCUGCUGCCGACACAUGGACGCGAUAUCGGAGAAGGAUGCAAUAUCGAUAAUUCACGCGAGCAAGGUAUAUGCAAGCUUCUGCGAGACUGUUCAGUUGUUUACCAGCAAUUGUUGGGUGGCAAAAUGCCGCAAAAUAUUUGCGGCUUUUCAGGUUUUGAUCCGAUAGUCUGUUGCCCGACAGAAGUACGUGCUACCACCAAACCACCACAAAGUACCGAAAUAAUUCAAACGGAAAUGGUGCGACCUUUGAAGCUGAAUGGCAGAGGUUCGUUAGCGCGAGCAAAAUGCGCGGAAGCCGCGGAAGCUGUCUAUGGCUUAGAAUUACCACCUAUUCCGAUCCCUCAUCGAAAACCCGUCAAUGUAUCGCGUUGCGCCCUAAAAUCGCGCAAAUUGAUCGUCGGUGGCGUCAAAGCCGAUCCGAAAGAAUUUCCGCAUAUGGCAGCCGUUGGUUUCACCGAUCCAGGAAGCCAGAAUAUCGCAUGGAAUUGUGGUGGUAGCUUGAUUUCCGCUAAGAUCGUUUUAACAGCGGCACAUUGCACUUGGAAUCCAAACUGGGGAAACGCGACAUGGGUGCGUGUUGGUGAUCUGAAUCUUGCGCAAACAAAUGACGACGCAAUGCCGCAAAAUAUUAAAAUCGCAGAAAGAAUAAAGCAUCCUGAGUACAAAGGUUUGUCAGUGUACAAUGAUAUAGCUAUACUACGAUUGGAAAAAGAAGCUACUUAUAAUGCCUGGGUGAGACCAGCAUGCCUUCCGAUUGAUUUGCCUGAUAUUGGCACGGAUAAUAAGGCCGUUGCUAGUGGAUGGGGUUUAGUUGAUUGGUCUGACGACACGGGUUCAGACAAUUUACUGAAAGUAACGCUCAAACUGGUCAAUCACACAACUUGCAAUUCGAGCAUUUCGGAUGGCAGCACUAGUGCACAGCUUCCAUUGGGCAUAGUCGACGAGUCGCAAAUAUGUGCGGGAGAAGAGGGAAAAGAUACUUGCCAAGGUGACAGUGGAGGACCACUCGCUAUCUUUAACAAGGAUCAUGAUUGCAUGUACAACAUAAUCGGAAUUACUAGCGUUGGACGACUCUGCGGCAGCUUCAUACCUGGCGUGUACACUCGAGUCUACAAUUACAUCCCCUGGAUAGAGAGAGCCGCGUGGCCGGAAUACUUUUUAAACAAUUAAUUUAAAAUUACUUUUUU